CCGUGAGGAGAAGCUGAGGGGGCAUAGCCGGAGCUGGGGCCAGUGCGAGGCAGCCUGCUAGGGGGCGCGCUGGGGUAAAGAAGGUUGGUGUCGGGAAGGGAAGAAAUCUGACGGUUUGGCAAUAGCUGGGAACUCAGCAUGCAUGGGGAGAGGAUCUCAUCUUUGCCCACAAAUCCUCCUGCACUACAUGUUCAGUAAAAGGGGGCGUCAGCCAUGGAGGACAAGCGCAAUAUCCAGAUCAUCGAGUGGGAGCACCUGGACAAGAAGAAAUUCUACGUCUUUGGCGUCUGCAUGACCAUGAUGAUCCGGGUCAGCGUGUACCCCUUCACGCUUAUCCGGACGCGACUGCAGGUCCAGAAGGGGAAGAGCCUCUACAACGGGACCUUUGACGCUUUUGUCAAGAUCCUGCGGGCAGAAGGGACGGCUGGACUCUACCGGGGCUUCUUGGUCAACACCUUCACCCUGAUCUCGGGCCAGUGCUACGUGACGACGUACGAGCUCACUCGCAAGUACUUCUCUCAGUACACCAACAGCAACACAGUCAAGUCUCUGUUGGCUGGUGGCUCAGCCUCUCUCGUGGCCCAGAGCAUCACGGUGCCCAUCGAUGUGAUCUCCCAGCAUUUGAUGAUGCAACGGAAAGGCGAGACCAUGGGCCGGUUCAGAGUGCAGACCCUUGGGGGGAAACGGUUCCCGGUCUUCGGACAAACACGGGACAUCAUCGCACAGAUCUUCAAGGCCGACGGGCUGAGGGGGUUCUACAGGGGCUAUGUGGCCUCCCUACUCACUUACAUUCCCAACAGCGCCGUCUGGUGGCCCUUCUACCAUUUCUAUGCAGCUUUCCAGCCUGACACCCAAGGACUGUCCACACUUGCUCCUCCAAGCCAUAUCCGGGCCAAUGGCCGCUGCGACAGCUUCCACCCUCACCAACCCCAUGGAUGUUAUCCGGGCUCGCGUGCAGGUGGAAGGCAAAAGCUCCAUUAUUCUCACUUUCAAGCAGCUGGUAGCAGAGGAAGGGCCCUGGGGCCUGAUGAAAGGCCUCUCCGCCCGCAUCAUCUCAGCCACCCCUUCCACCAUUGUCAUCGUGGUGGGCUACGAGACUCUGAAGAAACUGAGCCUCCGUCCAGAGUUGGUGGACUCAAGGCACUGGUAGCAAAACUGGGGAAGGGGGAGUCGGACUUCGUUGUAAUCUCUUGGACCAUUGGCAUGGUUGAAAAGCCACCAAAAAGUGAGCCCGGAGAGCUUUCUAACAAGCAUUUGUUAGUGAAGGAUUAAAUGCAAAGGACAGUAUAUAAAAAGUCCCCUUCCCCAGUAUUUGUCUACCCCUUUGGAUUGAUUGCAGCAUUCUGUAAAAGAAAGCACCUACUGUAAAAACUCAUUGCUCAUAUGUGAAGGAACCCUGGCGCAUCUUCUUUUUUCCUUUUUGAAUUAAAAGGAAACACACCACAACUAAACGAAUGAAGCAAAACAACACGAUCUUCUGAAAAUGCGUUUUUAUUCUCCGUUUUGCCAAAUUCCUACCUUGGAAGACUUUGUGUGAUUUGCUGCCGCUACCCGUGAGCUGCAGAAAGUGCCACUUGCAGCAGCAACAGUACACACCUUCUGGAAAGAAGUCAUUAGUAAAA
Molecule: messenger RNA, 1622 nt
Organism: Lacerta agilis (Sand lizard)
Lineage: Eukaryota; Metazoa; Chordata; Lepidosauria; Squamata; Lacertidae
Gene: SLC25A44
Product: solute carrier family 25 member 44
Exons: 5
Coding region: 214-1272 (352 amino acids)
Biological process (GO): branched-chain amino acid catabolic process
Cellular component (GO): mitochondrion
Molecular function (GO): branched-chain amino acid transmembrane transporter activity
Source: RefSeq, a predicted model, not a curated record